AUGUCGGAAGAGAAGGAAGAGAAAAAAGAGGAGGAAAAGGAUGAGGACAGGAAACGAGUGAAACGUACAAAGCGUGACAGUAUUGGCAUGAAUCCAACACGCAACGCAACGCAACGCAACGCAAUCACAUACCAGAAUGUACGAAACCCGCAUUAUACAAACGCAUAA
Molecule: messenger RNA, 168 nt
Organism: Loa loa (African eye worm)
Lineage: Eukaryota; Metazoa; Nematoda; Chromadorea; Rhabditida; Onchocercidae
Exons: 1
Coding region: 1-168 (55 amino acids)
Source: RefSeq, a predicted model, not a curated record